CGACUCUUUAUCAGAAAGGAAGGAAGACUCUCAGUCUUCAGUGAGAGUGUAGCCGGCGGAACAGCAGCAGCAGUGAAGGGUUUUGUGUGCGAGCAACCUGAACGCUGCAGAGAGAAACUCUCAGAAUGAAGAUCACAGACGGGACCCAAGUGAUCCAGGAGGGAGUGCUGGAGAAGCGCAGCGACAGCCUGCUGCAGCUCUGGAAGAAGAAAUACUGCGUCCUGACCCGGGACAGUGUCGGUCUCUACCCGGAUUGCCAGAAGCGUUCCCGGAGGAAGGAGCUGGCCCUCCAGCAGAUCCGGACGGUGGACUGCGUGGAGAGGACCGGCAAGUACAUCUACUUCACCGUGGUGACAACCGACAACAAGGAGAUGGACUUCAGGUGCCUGGGGGAGAGCUGCUGGCACUCGGCUAUCACCAUGGCUCUCAUCGAAUUCAAGAACAGGAAAGCCAUUCAGAGCUUCAAAUCCCGGCAGGAAAGUGAGAGUCCGUCCCCGGACCAACAGGAGAAGGUGUUGGGAAGGUCACCUUAAACCUGCCCUCAGUCUCCAACACCUCUCCCCGUUGCUGCACAGACAGCCAAAGUCUCAACUCGAGUUGCGGAUGAAGGAAUCCUUGAGUGAUUGAGAGCGGUUCAAACACUCUUCCAUCCUCUGAGCUGCUUCUGCCAAAUUGAUCUGAGCCGCUGCAUUCGGAGCCAGCGGAAAGCCAGGUUCCAAAACCAGGCUGAAAGAAAGCUGUAGGAGGCAGACUAGAAAUCUUUUUCUCUAUUUAUUUGUCUGUUGCAAUACCCAAGAACUUUUAUCUCUUUGCAUCAACGUUUCACAUAAAUUAUUUUGUAAUCUAAUUGUGCAUAUUUAUUAAAGUU
Molecule: messenger RNA, 868 nt
Organism: Hemiscyllium ocellatum (epaulette shark)
Lineage: Eukaryota; Metazoa; Chordata; Chondrichthyes; Orectolobiformes; Hemiscylliidae
Gene: phlda2
Product: pleckstrin homology-like domain, family A, member 2
Exons: 2
Coding region: 126-533 (135 amino acids)
Biological process (GO): positive regulation of apoptotic process
Molecular function (GO): phosphatidylinositol phosphate binding
Source: RefSeq, a predicted model, not a curated record